Molecule: messenger RNA, 1559 nt
Organism: Mytilus trossulus (common blue mussel)
Lineage: Eukaryota; Metazoa; Mollusca; Bivalvia; Mytilida; Mytilidae
Product: ADP-ribosylhydrolase ARH1-like
Exons: 2
Coding region: 91-1485 (464 amino acids)
Source: RefSeq, a predicted model, not a curated record
AAAACAAAACAGAAAGUAGAAAUACCCAUUCGUAUAGGCAGCCGUUGCUAAUGCCAAUAUUUAGAAGCAGGAUAAGUAUCUGCUAUUAAGAUGGCAGCUCCAGCAAUAUUGGAAAGAUAUGUUGCCGCUAUGGUUUUGAGUGGUGUAGGUGACGCGAUGGGAUAUAAAAAUGGAAGUUGGGAAUUCUGUCAUUCGGGGACCGCAAUACACCAGGAAGCCGAAGACUUAGGAGGAAUUGAAAAAUUGAACAUAAAAAAAAAGGAUUGGAUGGUUAGCGAUGACACUGUUUUACAUUUGGCAACAGCCGAAGCUUAUAUGGAAACUAAAGACACAAAAGACAAAGAAACUUUAUAUAAACAUAUUGCAGAAAAAUACAAAGAAGGUAUGAAGGACAUGAGUGGAAGAGCACCUGGCCCAACAACAAUGAACUCUUGCCAUAUGCUGAAACCUUUACGAGAAAAAGGAUAUGAAAUUCCAUUCAAUCCGCGAGGUGGUGGCUGUGGCGCUGCGAUGCGGGCAAUGUGUAUUGGUCUUAGAUAUCCGAAGCCAGAUCAACUAUCCGAUUUGAUCGCCGAUAGCAUAGAAUCCGGACGUAUGACUCAUCACCACCCAACGGGAUUUCUAGGAAGUUUAGCAGCCGCUUUGUUUACAGCAUACGCUAUACAGAACAAACCAAUAGAGCAGUGGGGUGCGGGUUUAAUGGACACCCUACCUCUUGCUAGUGAGUACAUAAAGGAAAGGGGUCAUGAGGUUAAAGAUAAUUUAAAAGAAUGGGGAUAUUUCGAAAAUGCAUGGACAAAUUAUUUAGAAACACGAAACAUUACAUCUGGGAAAACUCUACCGAAAUUCCCCUCAGAGUAUGGAAUCAAUGAACGUGAUAAAUUUUACAAAUCUGUAAGUUUUUCUGGUUGGGGUGGAGCUAGUGGACAUGAUGCACCAAUGAUUGCAUAUGAUGCUAUGCUCGGAUCGGGUGAUAGUUGGAUUGAAAUAUGUAAAAGAGGUAUUUUACAUUCUGGAGAUAACGACAGCACAGGAGUAAUGGCAGGGUGUUGGUUUGGAGCAAUAUAUGGAUUUUUGGGAGUUCCCGAUAAUCACCAUAAAAAACUUGAAUACCGAAAACGUUUAGAAAAGGCAGGAGAAAAGCUAUACAAAAUGUCACAUACAGGUAAAGAACAACAAUCAUCGAGCAUACCAUGUCAAACUGAAGGCCAGGAUAAAACUGAGACUUGUAGUGAUUCAAGUCAGAAAAGUCCUUUAGCUUCUCAUGAUAAAAAAAAGUCUGGGACAUUAAGUCAAGGAAAUGAGGUAAGAGAUACAAACACUGAAACUGUAGAUGUCGGAACACCAGAAUCUAAGGACAGUAAACAAGUUAAAGUACGAGACAACAACGCAGAACCAGUUGAGGUUGGUGAAGACAGUUCAAAACAAUCAACUAUCCAGGAUGCAGAAAAGAAAGCAACAGAAAAAGUGAUAACUAAUGUUUGAUGCACUGUCUUGACUUUUUAUACAAGUGUAUUGUAUUUAUUCAAUGAAAUAAACCAUAUGUAUUCUUAGUAUAA